UUGACGAUGGCAAGAUCUGACAUCGUACGGCGCGGUGAGCUAUUCAGCGAUAAGGGUUCCCGUUAUUCGUGGAAUUGGGAAUGGCUUGAAAAAGAAUACAGUGUUACCGUGUCGGAAAAGGAGGGGAAGAAAGGAAAACAGACCAAGAUUAUGAUCUUGUGCUACGAUCAUUGCAUUAAAAAACUCGCAGCAGUGGGCAAGGCAUAUUGUGAUGUAUGCAGAAAAGAAGUAGCCUACGGGAAUAAAGGGUUCACUGCCAUCAAAGUCCAUUGUGACACAUCUUCUCACAAGGAGAAAAUAAUCUGCCGAUCAGAGAACAAUCAUCUGCCUGGCCAGCCUUUGGAAUCUGAAACUUGUGGACCUCAUGCUGGUCCAAGUCAGAAACAGAAGGAAAAUGUUUUGACUCUCACACCAGUAUCAGACAGAGUUCACAAUCUUACGGCACUCACCUUGGGAUUUGUGGCUGAACAUUCACUGCCUGUGAACUUGGUACCAAGUCUUCUGGAUUACGUUAAAGCCAUGGCUUCUGACAGACGUGCUGUUCAGCGCAUGCCUAGCAUAGCAGCAAGCACUGCUUCUUACAAGCUUAGGCACGGGCUGCAGAAGACACUACAGGAUGAGAUACUGGCAGAAUUGAAAACAUGCUAUUUCAGUCUCAAUAUUGAUGAAGCUAUGAGCAAAACCAAGAAGAAAGUGCUGGCGAUUUUGACCAGCCAUUUCUCGCCGUCCAUGAACAGGAUUGUGGUGCAUCAUUUCGCUGCCAUCAGUGUUGUGAAGGUGACAUCUGACAAUCUGUUUGAGGAAGUAUCCAACUUCAUGACAAAGCAUGGCCUUCCUUGGGCCAAUUUGACAUCGGUUUUGAUGGACUCGUGCAGGGUGAUGAGGGGAAGCAAGUCAGGGCUGGAAGUACAGAUCAAGGAGAAAGCACCAAACAUGCUAGAUAUUGAUGGUGACACAUGUCAUCAUGCUAAUAAUGCAGCACACGUCUUCUGCAAACCGUUUGGAAAGCACGUGGAACAACUUCUUGGAGAUCUGCACACAGAAUUCCACUACAGCACAGAACUGCGAGAUGUCUUCUUCAAGUUCUGUGUGGCAUUGCAGAUAAAGGCAACAGCAGCAGAGCAGUUUGCUUCUCACCGCUGGUUGUCAGUACUUGAUGUGUCAGUUGACACACUGCGUCUCUGGGAUGCAACUGUUCUCUACACUGCCAGCUUUUUGAUGGAGAAAGACAUGCCUGCGUAUCAGCCUUUGAUUGAUGAAGUUUUCCAAAGAAGAGGAGUGAAUGAGAAGGGUCGGGACUCUAUCAGAAAGGCACAGAUCUAUCUGAGAAAGAAAUGGUCUACAUUCACCGUAGCUGGCAAGGAUCGGAAGUUGAGGCUGGUGAACAAGAUUUUCAUCUUGGGCGAACAGACUCUCAUCUUGUUGAACUUGUACGUUUCCAUUCUUUCCAUUCUGAAAGAGUACAUCGUCUUCUUCCAGAAGAGAGAGCCUGUUGUGCACAGGUUGCAUGACAAGCAGACGGAAUUGCUGAAAGAUUUUUUGGCUUGUUUCGUCAAACCAGAGGCUUUGUCCGCUGCCUCAGAUGUUACCAGCAUUGAUCUGACAGAUCCAGACAACAUCCACAUGGAGUCUAUGUUCACCAUCAGCUCAGCAGCCAACACUCUGAUGAAGAAGCAGCCCAAGGAAGUGAAGAAGUCUAUCAGACUCAAAAUGAGAGAAGCGUUUGUGAAGUGUGGCACUUACCUUCAAGAGAAAAUGCCUGUAAACAACAAAGUGCUGAAGAUCUGCUCUGUACUAGAUCCUAUCAUGAGGAACACAACGCAGGCAAGACAACUGCUGGGCCAGAUUCCUUCAAGGACAAACUUAGUGCAGAAUGACCAGGACACAGUGGAUAGAUUUCACAGGGAGGUGAACAAGUACACCUACGACGUGAGUCCAAGCAGUGCCUCAGAAGAUGCACCUGUGGAUGUGUGUGGGGUGGAGUUUCGCAGGACAGGUUUCCUCUCCUGUGUGCAGCAGCAAAAGCCUUGCUCAGUUGCUUCCAUGGCCCAAUUGUGGAAUCCACCUUCAGCGAGAUGGGAAAGAUCCUGUCCAAGGAAAAGACCAACAUGGAUGUUGACACAUACAUGGCCAUGCAGACUGUGAAGUCAAGACUGGCUACAGCCAAGAAAACAGCAGUGGAGUACUUUGCUAAGGCAGACCCCAUCAAAGAACCUGUGAGCAAGCAGCUAGUUGAGAACAUGAGGAAUGCUUGGAUUGACAAUGAAGAAAGAAAAGCCACAAACCAGGAAACCAGGAACAAACUUUGCCAUGAAAUGGCUUGGAACCUGAUCAGAAACUGCCGUCUAAAGCAAAAGAAAAAAGGAAAAUACUGGAUGAAGCAGUGCUCGAAAGAAAAUCUAGCAAGAAGCAGAAAACAAACAGCCAGAAUGACAAUCCUGACCAAGAAAGGGUUGUCAACGGCCAGAAAGCAGA
Messenger RNA from Pomacea canaliculata, 2475 nucleotides. RefSeq lists its product as uncharacterized. The coding region runs from base 7 to 2145 and encodes 712 amino acids. Lineage: Eukaryota; Metazoa; Mollusca; Gastropoda; Architaenioglossa; Ampullariidae. The transcript has 4 exons. The record is from RefSeq and is a predicted model, not a curated record.